This is a messenger RNA of Erinaceus europaeus (western European hedgehog), 2211 nucleotides long. It is a transcript of the gene LUM, whose product is annotated as lumican. The record is from RefSeq and is a predicted model, not a curated record. The transcript is spliced from 4 exons. NCBI's taxonomy places the organism in Eukaryota, Metazoa, Chordata, Mammalia, Eulipotyphla, Erinaceidae. Gene Ontology annotation, molecular function: protein binding. Bases 498 to 1541 code for a protein of 347 amino acids.
CAGCCUAUUGCACGGGGGUGGAUGGGGCUGUUUCUGCGUCCCAUGUCCACCUGCACUUGGUUAGAAAACAGCGUCUUCACAUGCCACACCACAAGAUCUCUAGAGUGACAUAACUCUAUUCAGAGACUGGCGUGACUGGGCUGGGUCUCCCCCCCCCCCCCCCCUUCAGCUCUUGUAUCACCAAAAAUCUGGCAGCCAGUUUCGUCCUGACAGAGUUUACAGCAUAUAUUGGUGGAGUCUUGUCCACAGAACAUCUGCUUUAAGAAUUAACGAGAACUGUGUCAAGACAGCAAGGAGGCUCAGUGUUCUAAAAUGGAGGGAAAGGAUCACCACCCAGAAACUUCCUGCAGAAAGGCAUUUAGUUGCUGAAGAACUUCAGAGGCUGACUGUAGCAGUUCAGUCUGACUCCCAGAAGGGGGCGCAUUUGGAUGAAGUCUUAAUCUGAAACAUGCUCCACACUACACUUUACAACUCCAAACUUUUAUCCUCACAUCACUAUGAAGAUUCUGAGAUACUUGCCAAAAAUGCAGCCAGGUGUGUUUGCUCUCCUGCUGGCAUUCAUCAGUGGUGCCAGUGGCCAGUACUAUGACUACGAUUCUCCUCUGGCCAUUUAUGGUUACUCAUCCCCCAACUGCGCACCAGAAUGUAACUGCCCUCAAAGCUAUCCGACCGCUAUGUACUGUGACGAGCUGAAACUCAAAAGCUUGCCCAUGAUACCUGCUGGGAUCAAGUACCUUUACCUUCGCAACAACCAGAUUGACCAUAUUGACGAGAAGGCCUUUGAAAACGUCACCGAUCUGCAGUGGCUCAUCCUAGACUACAAUCUCCUGGAGAACUCCAAGAUCAAAGGGAGAGUCUUUUCGAAACUCAAGCAGCUGAAGAAACUACACAUAAACCACAACAAUCUGACAGAGUCAGUGGGGCCCCUCCCCAAGUCUCUGCAGGACCUGCAGUUGACACAUAACAAGAUCAGGAAGCUGGGCUCCUUUGAUGGGCUGGUCAACUUGACCUUCGUCAAUCUUCAACACAACCAGCUCAAAGAGGAGGAUGUUUCCUCGGCGUUUAAAGGUCUGAAGUCACUGGAGUACUUAGACUUGAGCUUCAACCAAAUAAGCAAGCUUCCUUCUGGCCUCCCAGCCUCUCUUCUCACUCUCUAUUUAGACAACAAUAAGAUCAGCAGCAUCCCAGAAGAGUAUUUCAAGCGUUUCAAUGGACUGCAGUACCUUCGCUUAUCUCACAACGAGCUGGCAGAUGGUGGAAUACAAGGGAAUUCUUUCAAUAUAUCAUCUCUGCUGGAGCUGGAUCUCUCCUACAAUAAGCUGAAGAGUGUACCCACGGUCAAUGAAAACCUUGAAAACUAUUAUCUGGAGGUCAAUGAGAUUGAAAAGUUUGAUGUAAGGAGCUUCUGUAAGAUCCUAGGCCCAUUAUCCUACUCCAAGAUCAAGCAUUUGCGCUUGGACGGCAACCGCCUGACUCAAAGCAGCGUGCCAGCUGACAUGUACGACUGUCUACGUAUGGCCAUUGAAAUUGCCAUUAACUGAGAUCCACAAAUUUGGUCCGCAGAGAGGUGUGUCUGGGAGCAACACUUUGUGGUUAUGGUUUUUGAUGUAAGAGUUCUCAAUAGUAUUCAUUUCUCCUUGGUGCUUAUUACUUCCAUGAAUUUUAACUUUGGAGGGAAAAUGUUUUGUAAACAUUUCACGAAAAAGAAAUAAUAAUAAAAGAUGAAAAGCAGGCCUAUUUCAUCACAAGUGCACACACACACACACACACACACACACACAGCAAACAUCAUGCAUCAUUUAUAAGUUUCAGCUUUUCUACCAUCUCCUCCUAUUAAGUGAUGUGUAAAGCUUUUUUGUAGGCACCAUGGAAAUCAACGGAGUUUUAAAUUUCUAAACCCCAACUUAAAAUGUUAGAAAGAAAACAAACAAAAAAUGCUAGGAGACCUUCUGUCUUCAACCAGAUUGGACAGCUGAAAAGUUUGUGGCAAAUUUUGAAAAUGAUGAUUUUUUGAAUGACAAAGACAACAGGUAUGAAGCCAUAUGUCUUCAAAGCAGUUGUUUGGUAUUAAGAGUUUACAUAGGGGACCCAGUAAAACGUUCCUUUGCUAGAAUAAUUUCCACUCUAAGUCAUAUGUAUGUUUCUUUUUGAUUAUUUGCAUGUUAGGAUUAACAAGCUAAUAGCAAAAUAAAAACAGCAAAUGGCAAACAA